AUGGACGAAUCACCAGAAAUCUUGUUAAGAAAAUUAUGCUGUACUUGUUUGAGCAAAGAUCGUAAACUUGUGCAAUUGAUGAAGAUAAAAGACGGUGUAAAUAAUCUAUAUUCGUUAUUAUCCAUUGAUUCUGAGGCCUAUCAAGAAUGCUUCUACAGGGAAAUAAUGAGUUUGUUCAUAUGUUGGGAAUGCAAUGCAUUCAUACAGAGAUUGAAGCUAUUUAGGCAAAGAGCUUGCAGUGCCCAGAGGCUACUCACGGACAUAUUGGAUGGAAAAAUUGAUUUUCAAAAACAGAAAUCGCUUUCAAGUUUAAGAGUGAAUGAAAAUCUAAACAUAAUAAGUGAAAGGUAUCCGGAGGAAUGUGAAGAAAUUAUAAAUGAAGAACACUGUAUUUCAGAAUUAAACUUAGAUAAUAUGCCCCUGAAAGAUUUGAAAGGAUAUUUGAGGAGAAAGAAAUGUGGUGGAAGUAACAAACCUAGCAUCAGGAAUUUAGACGAGAAAUGCAAAAAUCAACCCUACGAUAAUCAACGUUCGAAGAGUACUUGCAAUUUUAGUGCUUGCAUGAUGGAGUCGAAGAGAGAAGUGAACUCUGAAGGGAGUAGUAACAAUGGUUUACAGUACAAUGAGACACCAUCCAACAGUAGAUCAGCGAAAACGUCCAAGAGGAAAUUAAUCCGAACGAAGAAAGACGCGAUUAAGAAAAGUAAUUUUCAAUGCAAAUUCUGCGAGAUGUCUUUUGAGACGAAGCGGCUGAGGGUCGGGCACUCGAGGCGAGCCCACGCCGAGGGUCUGGCCUGCUCCGUCUGCGGGAAACGCUACCCGUCCAAGUACAGCCUGCUGCAGCACGAGAGACUCCAUCGUGGUCCUAUGCCGAGAGAGGAAUGUAGGGUCUGUCACAAAAUGAUCCGCGUGGACCUGGUCAAAACUCACGCUCGCAUUCACGAGGACAGACAGAGUUAUGAGUGCUUGAAAUGCGACAAGAAGUAUGUCAGUAAGGCGUCCUAUGAAAAUCAUUUGAAAUUCAGCCGGGCGCACGCGGUCGUCGAUGUAUUGAAGUACAAGUGUUCUGUGUGUGAGAAAGGGUAUAGAUCCAAGGGGGAGCUCCGCGAUCAUGUAAAUUAUCAGCACUUGGGUCAGAGUCAGCACAGCUGUCCAAUUUGUCAAAAGCCGUUAGCUACGCGUCGUUGCAUAACGAGACACAUCCGUCGCGCCCAUCAGAACAUAAAGGAGAACCUUCGAGAUAAAAUGUGUCAGAAAUGCGGGAAGGCUUUUCGGUACAAGAAGUCUUUGAGGGAGCACGAGCUGAUACACACGGGCGAGAAGCCGCUGGUCUGCGGCGAGUGUGGCCGCAGAUUUAGGCAGGGCGCAGCCUUAUACACGCACUGCAGACGCGUGCAUCAGAACACACACGACAGAGCCAGACCGACGGCCUAAUUAAACUAUCCUCUCUAAUAGGGGACCACACUUGAAUCUGCCUGUACUUUUGUUCCCUACCUAUGCUGAUAGCCUUGAGAGGGUAUAUCAGCUUCGCCCUAACGUGUAGGUGAGCUCACGGGGCUAAAACCGGAGUGGAGCUAACACUG
Bombyx mandarina (wild silkworm) is the source of this 1583-nucleotide messenger RNA. RefSeq lists its product as uncharacterized. NCBI's taxonomy places the organism in Eukaryota, Metazoa, Arthropoda, Insecta, Lepidoptera, Bombycidae. Gene Ontology annotation, cellular component: nucleus. Gene Ontology annotation, molecular function: RNA polymerase II cis-regulatory region sequence-specific DNA binding; DNA-binding transcription activator activity, RNA polymerase II-specific. The record is from RefSeq and is a predicted model, not a curated record. Gene Ontology annotation, biological process: regulation of transcription by RNA polymerase II.